AUGCGCUCCACGCGCUGCGGGCCGUGGGACGCCGCGCUGCUGUGCGGCGGGCCGCCCCGCACGCACGCCGCGCCGCCGCCCGCCGCCACCAUACUCAAAGCAACAGCGCCGCGAAACUCAGUGAUCGACUUGCGACCGAAGCCUCUCAUCACUGACCGGCUGCCGACGCCGUUGGCAUUCACGUUCGGCGUCUCUUUCUACACCUUUAGACUGUUGAGGUGGCUAGUGGGGUUGGGAACGCACACUGACUGGCUGGAGGACAAAUAUAGACUGACUGAAGGUCUGGAAACUCUUGCGCAACUGGUGGACUCGGGGGUGGUAGCGCCUGUGCUGGACAAGGUGUACUUACCACAGGACUACGAGAGUGCGCUGGCGCACGCCUGCAGCGAGGACGCGCUGGGGACUACCGUCGUGAGAUUCCCAUAAAAAUAUGGGAUUAUUUGAUUAUUAUUAUUAUUACUUGGGAUUCUUCUUUUAGGCGAUGGGCUAGCAACCCGUCACUAUUUGAAUCCCAAUUCUAUCAUUAAGCCAAACAGCUGAA
This is a messenger RNA of Amyelois transitella, 541 nucleotides long. RefSeq lists its product as uncharacterized. The coding region runs from base 1 to 426 and encodes 141 amino acids. The transcript is spliced from 2 exons. The record is from RefSeq and is a predicted model, not a curated record. Lineage: Eukaryota; Metazoa; Arthropoda; Insecta; Lepidoptera; Pyralidae.